AUGGACCAGCUCGGGAGAUUCAUUCACUCAGAUGCUAAAGGAAUAUCAGAAAAGAUACGAUUGUCCUUAAUAAAGAAACUGCUGCCACAUUUGGAAGACAGAAGAAAGUACCAUCAGGAGUUUGCCUCAUCCACUUCGUUUCAUGGAGUGCAUAACAUUGUCCAAACACAGAGCAAGACUCGCAAAAUGCUGUGGCUGCUAGUAGUCACAGGCUGUCUUGCCAUUGUUAUUUGGCAAGUCUGCAGUCGCUUCAUCUACUACUUCAGCUGGCCAACCACAACUACUGUGGUGGUUCAGUAUGUGGAAAACGUCAAAUUUCCUGCCGUGACUUUUUGCAACUUGAACAGGUUUCAAGCUCAUGCAGUGAGCAACCUCAAAAUAAUUUUUUUAAUUUGGAACAUUGUGACUGGAGCUCUCCCAAAAUUUGCUAUGAAAAAUAAAUAUUCUCAAGAGCUACACGAUUUCGUUCUUGGGAACCAGAACUUCAGCAUCAGAGAGUUUACAAGGAAAAAUGGGUUCUAUCUGAACAGCAGCACACUGCUAGAAUGUGAAUUUUUUGGAAAGCCCUGUUACCCACAGGAUUUUGAACAUGUUUUCACUGAAUACGGAAACUGCUUUACUUUUAAUCAUGAUAAUAUUCCAGCAAGAAGAGUGAGUUUGUCCGGAAGAGGCUUACAUUUACUUUUUGAUGUCCAACAGGAACAAUUCACUGAUGAACCUGAUCUCGGUUAUUCUGACACUGGUAUAACUUUUGUUAUCCAUUCACCCAAAGAGCUUCCACACUUUGAUGGUUUAGGUUUAUUAACACCAGUUGGCAUGCAUGCACGAGUCGCAAUCCGCCACCUGAAGUCAAUUAUCCAAGAAUACCCGUGGGGAGAAUGCAAGCCUGAUAUAAAGCUUCAGUACCACAAGAUUUAUACUACUAAUGGAUGUUUGGGAAAAGAAUGCAGAGCACGGUAUAUUCAGGACUGGUGUGGCUGUUUGCCUUUCAUUCUUCCGGGAAAUGGCACAGAAUGUGAUUUGCUGAAGUUUUACAAUUGCGUUUAUCCAGCAGUCUAUAAUAUAGAGAUAAAAGGAUUAUGUACAGUAGGAACCCACAAUUCCACUUGCCCUGCCCCAUGUGAAGAAACAGAUUAUCCCACAACUGUCACGUAUUCAAGUUUUGGAGGAAAAAAAGCCAUAAAAUACUUCUCUGCAAAACUGAAGAAAAGCCCAGAAUACAUCAGGCAGAACCUUGUGCAUAUUGACAUCAAAUACCAUGAUCUGAGUUACAAAAUAACACAGCAGCAGAAGGCCUUGACUAUAUCUGGGUUGCUAGCUGAUGUAGGUGGCCAGCUUGGAUUGUUUUGUGGUGCCAGUAUGAUUACAAUCAUAGAACUGCUCGAGUACAUUUUUACUAACUUCUGUUGGAUGUGCAUCUUUCUUCUACUGAAAGCUCCUGAAAUGCCUCAGUGGAACAAUCCAUCCCAGAACCAACCAACACAUGAGGAAAAAAAGAUGGGAAUACAAGAAUGCUAG
This is a messenger RNA of Pterocles gutturalis (yellow-throated sandgrouse), 1518 nucleotides long. It is a transcript of the gene ASIC5, whose product is annotated as acid-sensing (proton-gated) ion channel family member 5. Gene Ontology annotation, biological process: sodium ion transmembrane transport. The record is from RefSeq and is a predicted model, not a curated record. Gene Ontology annotation, molecular function: ligand-gated sodium channel activity. NCBI's taxonomy places the organism in Eukaryota, Metazoa, Chordata, Aves, Pterocliformes, Pteroclidae. Gene Ontology annotation, cellular component: membrane.